GUGCCUGGAAGCCUGGGGUGGGUUUCUUCAGGAGGUGGACCACAGGCGAGGUGCCUGUCAUUGCGACCCGGGCGUGCAGUGGCCUCUCCUGUCGCGAUUGGGACAGUUGCCCCGCGAGGACCCUGGCGGGGAGGACAGGGUCCGGGAAGGUGGGGAUCGUCGCCCGCAGUGCGACCUCGGGGGACCAUCGGGGUGUCGCCUGGGCCGUCGGUGACAUGUGCAGCCUCCUUGAGGCCAUCCGUGGUGUGUCAACGCAGCUGCCAUGUCAAUGUCCCGUGAAGGGGGCUACAGCUCGUGCCACUACGCGCCAGAGCCCUGUGGUUGUCUUUCGUCGGAGACGUGGUUAGAUUCUCGCACAAGUGAGCUCCCAGCUGGGAAAAUGUUGCUGAUCUCACAGUAGUUAAGGAAAUAGUCUUUACACCUGUUACGGAAAAGGGGGCGUACGUUGAAAUUUGAACUUUACACAUUUACCAUUUCCUUGCAGUGUUUUGUUGCACUGCACUUUCUAAUAGAACAGUAUUUGAUGGUAUUACUUAGAAGCCUCAGUUAAUUAUACCUGUUCCCUUUGUUCAAAGUAGUCUUAUCAGUCUUGAGAGUGUGAUAAAAUUAUCAGUUAUAUUUACAGCAUUUAAUUGGGCGUCACUAUUCCUAAUAUAUGCUAGGUCCCACAAAUUAAUAAGAAAAAGCCAAGAACCAGUAAGAAGAUGGGCAAAGGGUAUGAAGAGUUAAUUCACACAAGAGGAAAUGCAAAUGAUCAAUAAACAUGAAAAGUUACUCAAUCUCUUAAAUGUGAGAGGUGGCAGAUUAAAGCAAUGAGACAGCUCUUUUUUGCCAUCAGAUUAGUACAAAACACAGGUACUAACUAACUGAGGUGUGAGAAAAGACUUGGUGGGAGUGUAAAUUUGCUGUAACUUACUGACAGUAUCUCCUAAAAUUUAAAUUGUAUCUACUCUUUGAUUCAUUAAUCUGGUCUCAGGGAAUCUAUCCUACAGAAAUAAAAGCACUCUUGAUGUAGAGAUAGGUAUACACGGAUGUGCAUUUUUAAGGACUGGAACUGUUUCUUGGAGCAUCUGUAUUAUGGAGUAAUAUUCAGAUAUUAUGGAGGAGGUAGAAGGCCAUCCAGGAUAUAUUCCCAAGACAAAAAUGCAAGUUGUAGAAUAAUAUGUAUAGUACCAUCCUAUGUUCUUUUAAAUGCAGAAUAGAAAUUGUCAAAGCUCAGAAAAACAUGGAAAGAUGAUUACCCCUGGGAUUAGGAUGGAGGUGAGAUGGAACCAUCAGUUUUAUUUUAUAUACGUACUUCCUUAUUGUUUAAAUCAUUGCAAGAGUAUUAGUUUCUUAGUAAGACAACGAUUAAGAAAUAAGAAAACAAAAGAUGCUUGAUGGAAAAAAAAAGUAUCAGCUACCAAAACAAAAAUAUCAGGAAAUUCUCUUUUAAAAAAAAUUUUUUUUUCAAAGUUUAUUUUUGAGAGAGAGAGAGAGAGAGAGAGAGAGUGCGAGUGGGGGAGGGGCAGAGAGAGAGAGGGAGACACAGAAUCUGAAGCAGGCUCCAGCCUCCAUGCUGUCAGUACAGAGCCUGAUAUGGGCCCGGAACCCACAAACUGUGAAAUCAUGACCUGAGCCGAAGUUGGAUGCCCAACCGCCUGAGCCACCCAAGCGCCCCAGUAAACCCUUAAUAAGUAUCUUACAUUUUCUCUCUUUAUGAAUUUAAUGUAUCCUCGAUAACUGUUUUAAUGAAUGCCCUGCUCUGUGCCAGGUUCUUUACAGCUCUGUAAUCCUCCCUGUUUCUUAAUGAGGUGAAUGUGAUUCCCGUGGUGCAGAUGAGGAAAUUGAGACUCAAGGUCAACUUGUUCAAAAUCAGAGUUAGUAAAUGGUGGAACCAGUAUUCAGACCCAGAUCUGUGUGACUUCAGAGACGUUCUCUCCACUGUGUUGCACUUCAUAAGAUUUGGAAAGAGAAGCUUAAGUCUAAGGAUGGAACGUAUCUUAUUUGAUCACCACUCCCUUUUCUCUUUUUUUGUUAAAAAUUUUUAUUUGAAGAAGAGUCAUUAGUUAAGUCAUUUGUUGACCAAAAUUAAUUUUUAACUGGAAGAAUCCAACCAAAGUGGCUUGGAAUUUCAGCUCCAAUUUUGAGAGUAAGAAUCUGGAGCUAUAAACCGCAAAUACAUAAUUGCUUGAUUGCUUUCCCCUCUGGGAAUUUUCGGGAACCUGAACUCUGAUUCAUUAGGUUUACCUGUAUGAUUUUUUUUUUAAAGCCCAAAUAAUGAUUUAUGAUAAAAAGCAUAAAAUGCCCCACCCUUUUUCCUAUCCUACCAAGCCAAACUGAUGAUACGGACUGGAAUUAUCACUAAUAGUAAAGAGUUGCUCAAUUGCUUACAGUUUAUGGAAUUUUUACUUGGUCAUAUGUAGUCUUAUCCUUCCUGGAAUACAUUGUUUUUUGUUUUUGUGAUUUAAAUAUUACAGCAGUUGUUAAUGUUCUCUUUUCAUUAAAAAUAAAAAGUAUAAAUGCAGUUUCUAUAGCACAUUGGCAGGCAGUGUAAUUUUAGAUAAAGCUGACUUACAAAAAUUAUUUUAAAGCGAAGAAAAAGACAAUGUUUGAACUAUGGAUCUGAUUUCCAACAUAUUUUUAUUCACUUGUUGAAUAGAUAUAAAACCAUCUUAGAGACAUUUUCUUCUGUUGAGUAUAGUUAUCUACCAUUCUGUAUUUAAAUAUGACUUUGUAGACUUACGUGUUUAAGUAGGAGAGAGAGAGCACUGAACUGGAUAUUAAAUAUCUCCACUUUGAAGUAUGUGUUGUGAAAUCUGAUGAUCAUGUACUGCAUAAAUGUAAGGGUUGGAAAAUAACACGGUCUCAUAUGCAGUCGUGAUUUAUUCAUAAUCAUGAAAAUCAAGGGCUUACGAAGUUUGGGUUACCGAGUUACAGUUUAUGUUAUCUAUAAUGCGUGUGUCUGGGCAGUGCCAUUGCCAGUUAAAGGAAUUUGUACCUCUUGACAAUAAUCUUGUAUUGAUUCCAUUUCGGUGAAAGGAAGAAGGAUUUCCUUAUUCCAUUUGUUGAUAUCAGUGCUUGAAAAGAAAAUCUUAACAUUGUUUUUGGUUGUUUAUUAGCUAAUUUGAGAGAUCUUUAUCAUUUGUAACAUAAUAAAGAAAUGUAUGGAAGAAUUCUUUAAGAUACUCCAUAGUUUUCUGAGAUAACUUGGUCCAUAUUCUGUCAUACAUAUAAACACAUACAGAAUUAAUGUUUUAGCAAAGUGAUAAGAUCUUGUUUUAAAUGAUUGUUUUAAAAUGAUUAUUCAUCAAAAGUUUGCCAGGCCUUAUUCAGUUUAUAAGUUUGAGUGUGCUUGAUUUUGCUGGUCAUUAUAGCCAGGAUCUGGAAAUUAGUUCUUUUCUGUCUGCUAGCUUUAUUAUUACCAGUGUUUCAUUAUCCAUGGUUACAGUUUUUAAAAUGAGAAUUUCAACAUAACAGGAAGUAAAAUAAAAUUAUACCCAGCCAUUUUCUCUAACACUUUCUUCAGUUCUUGCUAUUAGUGAUUGGAACUUUGGGAAUAAUAGCAUUAAUAAAAGAUUACCGAAUUAUUUUUCCUUUGCUAAUUAUUUAGAUAUUUGGCUUUGUCAAACCAUAACAUUAAAUGUAGAACAAGGCCAGCUGGGUGGCUCAGUUGGUUAAGCGUCUGACUUUUGAUUUCAGCUCGGGUCAUGAUUUCACAGUCCUGAGGGACCAUGAGAUCGAGCCCUGAAUCAGGCUCUAUGCUAGGCUGGGCCUGUAGCCUGCUGAAGAUUCUCUCUCCCACUCUUUUUGCCCCUCACUUGUUUGUGUGUGCGCUUUGUGUGCUUUCCUGCUCUCUCUCUCACAAACAAACAAACAAACAAACAAACGUAAAACAUUUGUAGUUUUUUGUAUAGUUGUCAAGACCCCAAACUUGAGAGUGUUUAAUUGAAAGACUAGUUAGUUGGUCCAGACAGUACAGAUUUUGACUUAGUAAAUCUGAUGUGGGGAUCAGAUAUCUCCAUUUUAAACAGUCAUCUUGGGGAUUUUAAGACACAGAGAUAGCCAAAACACACAAAUUUCUUUUUGAGGAUUAUUUUUCUCAUUUUAUUUAUUUUUUUGAUGUUUAUUUUUUGAGAGAGACAGAACAAGCAGGGGAGGGGCAGAAGGAGACAGAGGAUCAGAAGCAGGCUCUGUGUUAUCCAGCUGUCAGUGCACAGCCCAAUAUGGGGCUCAAAUUCACGAACCUUGAGACCAUGACCUGAGCUGAAGUAGGAUGCUUAACUGACUGAGCCACCCAUGCGCCCCUAUUUUUCUCAUUUUAGAGAUGAAUAUUAUUUAUUUGACUUUUGACAGUUUUUUAAAGGAGCAGAGAGUACAUCGUAAAAUCAUAAAAUUGGUCUUUUGAAAGUGUGAACAAAUAUGUAUUAAUAAGUAUGUAUUAAAGUAAGCAUUAGUGAUUUUAUUUAAAAGGGAAAGUAGAAGCUGUUAGAGUACUGUUAUUUCAUAUCCUUACACACCCACCCCUCUCUUGCUAGAGUAUAUAUACUCUAUAUAAGCAAUAAAUGGUAACAAUUCUUCUUUUGGAGGUCUCCAGCAAUAUUCUUCCUUUUAAGACAGAUGUGUUAAAUAAUUUUUUUAAGAGGUAAUUGUUUUUCAGCAUCAGACUUCCUUCUCUGUGCACGGCAUCCAUCAUUUAUCAGUUUUCUUAGGGAACAUAAGGUAAAUUUUACAUAAAUUGCUAGGAAUAGUAAAAGUUUGGCCUAGCCCUGUGUGUUUCAUGAAAGCUUGUCUAUUCACACUGAUGUAUUUCUUGACUCUGUUUAUGUCUUUUUCUAACUAUUUUUUUCUUUUGUUUUUUAAUUGGUGCACGUUUAUGAAGGAGCUGUAGCUUUUUGAAAAACAGUAAAUAGAAUGUUCUUAACUUUUUUCUAUUUCUGCUCUUUUAAAAUUAGGAAUCAAGUACUGGAAAUGUUUGAUCAUGCUUAUGGUAACUAUAUGUGUAAGACAAGAGACAUCCUAACCCAGGAAUACCAGAGAAGUAACAACACUGUUGACACUCUUUUCAAACCGACAAACAAACACCUAUCUGAGGACAAGUCCAGGCAACCAAUAGCUGAAUCAAAAUAAAAAGUCAGGAAUGGAGAAGCCACAGAAAAAUGGUGUGUGUUGACUACUACUUAAGGAACAUGCUUACCCAGCUGAUGAACUCAUGCCUUUAACCUGCAGAGGUCGUGUUAGAGGCCAGGAACCAAGUCGGGGUGACGUUGAUGACGCCUUGGGAAAAUUUUCCUUGACACUGAUUGAUUCUUUGGACACUCUUGUGGUAUUAAAUAAAACUAAAGAAUUUGAAGAUGCAGUGAGAAAAGUUUUAAGAGAUGUUAAUUUAGAUAAUGAUGUAGUUGUAUCAGUCUUUGAAACAAACAUCAGAGUUCUUGGGGGUCUGUUGGGCGGACACUCCUUGGCGAUCAUGCUGAAAGAAAAAGGCGAGUACAUGCAGUGGUACAAUGAUGAACUUCUCCAAAUGGCAAAGCAAUUGGGUUACAAACUUUUACCAGCUUUCAAUACUACCAGUGGCCUUCCUUAUCCAAGAAUUAAUUUAAAGUUUGGUAUCAGAAAACCAGAAGCUCGGACAGGAACUGAGACAGAUACCUGUACAGCUUGUGCAGGUACCUUGAUCCUUGAGUUUGCUGCUUUAAGUCGAUUCACAGGAGCAACAAUAUUUGAGGAAUACGCAAGAAAAGCUCUUGAUUUUCUCUGGGAAAAAAGACAGCGAAGUAGUAAUUUAGUAGGCGUGACUAUAAAUAUUCAUACUGGAGAUUGGGUAAGAAAAGAUAGUGGAGUUGGAGCAGGGAUUGAUUCAUAUUAUGAAUAUCUGUUGAAAGCCUAUGUCUUACUUGGAGAUGACAGUUUUCUGGAAAGAUUUAAUACACAUUACGAUGCCAUAAUGAGGUACAUUAGCCAGCCACCUCUUCUACUUGAUGUGCAUAUCCACAAGCCAAUGCUCAAUGCUCGGACUUGGAUGGAUGCUUUGCUCGCCUUUUUUCCAGGUUUGCAGGUCUUAAAGGGGGAUAUUAGGCCUGCCAUUGAAACUCAUGAAAUGUUGUAUCAGGUGAUUAAAAAACACAAUUUCCUACCAGAGGCAUUUACGACAGAUUUCAGGGUACAUUGGGCUCAACAUCCUUUAAGACCAGAAUUUGCAGAAAGUACCUACUUCUUGUAUAAAGCUACAGGAGAUCCUUACUACCUUGAAGUAGGGAAAACACUUAUUGAAAAUUUAAAUAAAUAUGCUAGAGUGCCUUGCGGAUUUGCUGCCAUGAAGGAUGUUCGUACUGGAAGUCAUGAGGACAGAAUGGAUUCUUUCUUCUUGGCUGAGAUGUUUAAAUAUCUUUACCUGUUAUUUGCCGAUAAAGAAGACAUUAUCUUUGACAUAGAAGAUUACAUCUUUACAACAGAAGCUCAUCUGUUACCUCUUUGGCUCUCUACUACAAAUCAAAGCAUCUCUAAGAAGAAUACAACUUCAGAAUAUACAGAACUGGAUGACAGUAAUUUUGAUUGGACUUGUCCAAACACUCAGAUUCUCUUCCCUAAUGAUCCGUUGUAUGCUCAGAGCAUUCGUGAACCCUUGAAAAAUGUGGUGGAUAAGAGCUGUCCGAGAGGCAUCAUCAGAGUCAGAGAGGAGAGUUUCAGGAGUGGAGCUAAACCCCCUCUGAGAGCCCGAGAUUUCAUGGCCACUAACCCUGAACAUUUAGAAAUCUUGAAGAAGAUGGGGGUGAGUUUGAUUCACCUCAAAGAUGGGAGAGUCCAGUUGGUUCAACAUGCAAUCCAAGCUGCUAGUUCAAUUGAUGCUGAAGAUGGGUUGAGGUUCAUGCAGGAGAUGAUUGAACUGUCAAGUCAGCAACAGAAAGAACAGCAGCUACCUCCACGAGCCGUACAGAUUGUUUCCCACCCAUUUUUUGGCAGGGUAGUGUUGACUGCUGGACCAGCUCAGUUUGGGCUAGAUCUGUCUAAACAUAAAGAGACGAGAGGAUUUGUUGCAAGCAGUAAACCAUACAAUGGUUGUUCAGAGCUUACUAACCCCGAGGCAGUGAUGGGAAAAAUCGCUUUGAUACAAAGAGGACAGUGCAUGUUUGCAGAAAAGGCACGCAACAUUCAGAAUGCUGGUGCCAUUGGUGGCAUUGUUAUUGAUGACAAUGAGGGGAGCAGCAGUGAUACUGCCCCUCUGUUCCAGAUGGCAGGUGACGGGAAGGACACAGAUGACAUCAAGAUCCCCAUGCUAUUCUUAUUUAGUAAGGAAGGAAGUAUCAUACUGGAUGCCAUCCGGGAAUAUGAGGAGGUGGAGGUGCUCCUUUCUGACAAAGCAAAGGAUAGAGAUCCCGAAAUGGAAAAUGAAGAACAACCAUCCUCUGAAAAUGAUUCUCAGAGUGCUGAACAGAUUACAUCAAGUUCUCAGGAGGUUGAUUUGGUUGAUCAAGGGUCUCCUGAGGAAAGUUCUCUAAACUCUCAACCAGAAUCAUUAUCUCCAGCAGAUACGGACAAUGCUGCAAGUGUUUCUCCUUCUGAACAGAUUUCUAACCCCAUGGAAAACCAUGAGACUACAAGUCUUGAUGGUGAAUGUACAGAUUUAGAUAACCAGCUUCAAGAACAAUCAGAAACUGAGGAAGAUUCCAAUCCUAAUGUUAGCUGGGGUAAAAAGGUCCAGCCUAUAGACUCCAUAUUAGCAGACUGGAAUGAAGAUAUAGAAGCAUUUGAAAUGAUGGAGAAAGAUGAACUAUGACUCACUAAAGAAUCUGGUGGUAGGUAUUUAAAAAGAAAAGCCAAACUGUGGUUAACAGACACCCGAAUACUAAGCAGGCUCUCUAAUGGGAGUCUUUAAGUAUGGUGAUGAGCAACCACGUUCUGACUGAGAUAGUUAACAUAGGAAUCUGGAGCAUGCCGUGUUAGAACUGACCUUGCUUAAAACCGUCCCAUCAAAAAUGGAAACUCCCAACCCUCCCCCUCUCCCCACCCUGACCCCAUGACAGCGUCGCGUGCCACCCUGCAGCACCUCAGGCCAGGAAAAGAUUGCUGGCCUUCCUAGGAACCAGAUUUCUGCAGUCUUGUCAGAUAGACAAGAAACAAAUUCGGUUGAUAGUGGAGAGGAGAAUAGGAAUUUGUAGAGCUUUCUAAUUAAAGGAAGUUCGGCUUUCUUGGUUUUGGGGUUAGAGACUCUUUGGGGAAAAUACAGAUGAGUACUGCGGGCAUUCUGGUUAUGUUGCCUUCACAAAAACACUCAGAGUGACCUAAGUGAUUGUGAAGCAGAUGCGUUCAUGGUGAAAGCAGCCUUUGCUCAUCACUUUCACUUGCUUCAUUGUGUAACAAAUGAUCAAGAGGACUUGAUUUUUUUUCUCUCCUCACAAUGUCCUUUUCAUUUAAACCAAAGGUGAAGCCAGUGUACUUUUUCUCAGUGAGUUCUCUGCAUAAAGGCUAAUCUUUGGGACCAGGAUAAAAGGUCAUAUAUUGUGGAAAUUGGUUACUUAAUGCUUCUGAAAAAUGGAACAAGGGGGAAACUGUAAUGUUGUGAUAAUGAACUUGCCAUUGGGCCUUCCAUAGGGAAAGCUGUGACUGACCUGAAAUGGCACUUAAAGUUCUGUCCUUGUAGGGCAAAUUAUAAAUCUUUUCCAGUUCAUCGCUCUUAGAGGUGAUUACCUCUAGCCAUCAGCCUUACUCCAUCCCAUGUUUAGUAUGCAAUUUGAGCCACAAGGGCCACAUCGCCAGUAGCUGAGUACAUUUUGUUCCAUUUUUCUAUCUUAGGGAGCCAUAAUAAAACUGUGGUAGUAAUCUGAAAAUCCUAGGGAAACUACUAUUUUUCUUCUUUGAAACUAUGGUUUCUAAAGUUGCACCUAAGGAGUCUGUCACAUUUUCUGUUGAAUCAUGUUUUUAAGAUGUUUCAUUUUUGUUUUGUUUUAACAAAUAUUCCUUCUGAUAUGGACUUGAAAAUUAGUCUAUGGUAACCUGUGUAAAAAACUUACACAGUAGCAACUAACAAAUAGCCAUAUAGCUUAAUGAGAAUUUCUUUUUCUUUUCUUUUUUUUUUUUUUUUUUUUUUUUUUUUUUUUGGUGGCAGUCUGGUGCUAGCCACAUUUAAUUUUUUAAAAAUUGUUGUUGAUAUCCUAUAGACAGCCCUGUAGUUGAAAUCAUGGUUUUAUUCAUUUUAUUUAUUUUUUAAAACUUACCUAAAUCAGUCUAAAGGAGUAUUUGUGAGACUUAAUUUUCUUUCUCUUUACCAUGACAUGACCUAAUAGUCUUUUCUGAAAACAGUUUUGAGGUACUAAUGAACUUAAACUGUAUAUGGAGCUGUUAAGAGAACAGCAGUGCUGUACUGUAGUUAUGUAUAUUCAUGUACAGUGUGUCUUAGAUCCCAGGUAGACAUAUUCUUUUGUAAGGGGAUGAAUAGCUGCUUUCAAAAAUUCCGGCUAAAUGUAACUGGGUCAAUGAGUAAUAAAACUAAUAGAGAAGACACUUUGGGGGGGGAGAGGGGUGGGGAAGAGUAGUAUUAUAAGACCAUUAUUGGCCCUUAAUUAAACCUGACACUAAAGUGGAUAUUUUAGUCUUUCUGCAUGUGAAAUUUGGUGUAAGAAGAUAGAACUAUAAUACAUACAGUAUAUGGAAGGAUAGAUAUAGUGCUUUGUUCAUCUUAAUUGCAAAGCUGCCAAAAUAGCUGAAGCUUAAUUAUUUGACUUGCCUUGAUUUGUAGGACUGGGGCUUUGAGAAAAGGAGAUGUUCCUCUAAGACUUUGAUUACAGAAGCCUUAUAUACAUUGGUUUGAUUUUGUAUUUGUAGCUCAGAGUCAUUGUUGUCUAAAUCCAACUUUCUAAGUUAGCAAAACAACAUAAAAAAUUUUUUUUUCCCACGAAGAUCUCAUGGUAACAAGAACCAGCUUACUCUCCCUUCCUUUGGCCAUUAGGGGGAGUUGUUGCCAUUCAUUGAUAUCUAGAAGCAAAUUGUUCACUUUUUUAGAAAAGUGAAUCCUUAAAAAAAAAAAAAAAGAAAAAAAUUUAAGAAAUUAUACUUUAUACCCAGAAAGAAUCAUAUUUGAUUUUUCCCUAGUUAAGGUAUAAUGUUCAGCUUCAAAACUCCCAGCAUUAUCAUUAUUCAUUAUUAUUAUUAUUAUUAUUAUUCAAUGUACUGCCAUGAAGUUGUUUUUGAGUUCAUUAAAAAAUUCCAACAGCAUUAGGUUUUUGUUUUUUUUUUAAUGUUUUGUUUUUUAAAUACCUUUGAUAGACGUUUUAUUUACUUCCUAAAUAUUCGGGGGAUUCUAUGAGACCCUGAAUUUUAGAAACAUCUGGUCUACCUCAGUUAAAUGUUGACUGCAUAGAAAUAGAGAUGAAGUGAUCGCCACAGCCAUAAAAUUGUUUGAAUAAGAAGGAUUUAUACAAUGUUUACAAACCUGGAAUCAAGUAAGGAAUUUAUCUGAAAGUGAAAAGUUAGAUAUUAGAGCAAGUGUUUAAUUCAGGUAUUUUCAAGUUUUAAAACUUAACUUGUUUACCUACUAAAAAUAGCUAUAGUUUUUCUGCUUACGAAAGUCCAUUGAAAUGAUAAUACCCUAAUUUGCAAUAAUUUUCCCAUAAAGUUUUAGGUAUGAAAGAAUUGUAAUUUACUGGAUAUGUUUAGGAUGGGAUAUUUUGUUGGCAGUUUUUUUUUUUUUUUAACAUGUAAUAGGCUUCCAACAAGAAUACAGUUGUUUCAAGAACAAAUUAUUUUUUGACAUUAUACUUUUCCCUUUUUCUUCACAGUAUUAGUAAAAUGAUAAAUUGUGCACUCUCUGGUUUUAGUUUCUAAUAUGCUUAUGCUUUUGAGAAUUUUUUAAAAAUUCAAAUUAUCAUCAUAGCCCUUUUUACAAUAAAACCAGCAUUUGUUCUCUCACCAGACCCCAUGUCAGAUUCAUUAUAAAGGAAGCUCAGCAUAAGUAAUUCAAAUCGUGCUUAUAAUUUUGGAGGUGGGAGGGCUGAUUUAGUAAAUAUUCCAACCGGUCGUUUUAUGCACAAGGCUUCAGUCAGAACAUAGAAAAAAAAAAAACAUUCUGUGAAUGAAAUAUUGUAUGUUCAGAUUUUAUAAAAGACAUUUUUAAAAGCCCAAUUUACAGCCGUAUAUUUUCUUAUGAUGUAAUUUAUGAAAAAGAUGUCUGUACUAACAGGUGCUGUAACACUACUGUUGUUGGAUUUUAUUGUUUGGUGAUAAAUGUAUACAAUAUUUCUAAGGGAAACUAUGUACUGUGAUGUAAAAGUCUGGGCAAAAUGUAUAUAAUCUUUGUAUAUAAUUGUGUAUUUGAUUAUAAUUACUGAUUGUAAAGAUUUAAUAAAAUAUGUAAAUAUU
Panthera uncia (snow leopard) is the source of this 11334-nucleotide messenger RNA. It is a transcript of the gene EDEM3, whose product is annotated as ER degradation enhancing alpha-mannosidase like protein 3. The coding region runs from base 5192 to 7756 and encodes 854 amino acids. The transcript is spliced from 20 exons. The record is from RefSeq and is a predicted model, not a curated record. Lineage: Eukaryota; Metazoa; Chordata; Mammalia; Carnivora; Felidae. Gene Ontology annotation, cellular component: endoplasmic reticulum; membrane. Gene Ontology annotation, biological process: carbohydrate metabolic process; endoplasmic reticulum mannose trimming; mannose trimming involved in glycoprotein ERAD pathway. Gene Ontology annotation, molecular function: calcium ion binding; mannosyl-oligosaccharide 1,2-alpha-mannosidase activity.